AUGAACAUCUCCAAAUCGCCUAUGUCUGGAUUGAGUCCAGUGGUUUCUCAAGUUCGUGUUGAUGACAUGGGAGUCACAUCGAUGCUUUCGAGAAAGGGAGCAGUUAUCAACGUUGAUCACGUUAUUGAUGAAGACGAGGCCAAAAUUUUGGCCUUGGGUUAUAAGCAAGAGCUCAAGAGGGAGUUUUCCUUGUGGAGUUUAUUUUCUGUCAGUUUCUCAGUGUUGGGGCUCUUGCCAUCCAUUGGUGCUUGCUUUGACUACCAACAAUUAGUCAUUGGAAUAACCCCGUUGCCUUGGCUCAUAGCCAUGAUCUUCAUUACUGCAGUUGCGUUGUCGAUGGCAGAAUUGGCCAGUAAGUUCCCCGUUAGUUCAGGCACGCCAUAUUUCGUGGGCAUGCUCCUGCCUCCCUUUGCCAAAGCUUACCUCGUCUGGUUCACCUCCUGGGCCAAUUGGCUCUGUCAGAUCACGGCAGCUCCAUCUGUUAGCUACUCGUGCGCCAGCAUGAUGCUUGCCCUUUAUUCAUUCACCAGCGAGUACAUCCCAACAAACGGACACGUGUUUGCAUUGAGCACAGGAGUACUCGUGGCUUCUGGCGUUCUCUGCGUGUUGCCUUCAAAAUGGGCUGCUAGAAUCAACACCGCGGGCAUGGUUUGCAAUGUGCUUUUCCUUGCAAUCGUGUUUGUGAUGAUGUUGGCGGCAAACAAGAGGGUUGAAAUCAAUGGUGGAGGCAUUUCCAAAUUCAACUCGAGCUCGAUCGCGUGGUCAAUAACAAACCAGACAGAUUGGCCCACUGGAAUUGCCUUUUUGCAGUCAUGGUUGGGGGUCAUUUGGGCAAUGUCCGGGUACGAUUCACCCAUGCACCUAGCAGGUAUGUCAUUUUUUUUCAUUUUUUUUCAGAAAGCGAACUGAAAAGACUUCAAAUGGGAACUUUUUUACUAACCCCCAGAUUCUUUUUAGAGGAGUGUUCGAAUGCGUCUGUAGCAGUGCCAAAGGCCAUCUGCCUCGUUGCUGUUUGCGGAGGUGCCAUGGGCUUUUUCUAUUUGAUUGCCAUUGCAUACCUUUGUGUGCUGAUUGACGAAAUCAAUGCUGAUCCUCAAGGCCUUGGACAACCGUUUGUCACUUACUUGUCCCAAGUUUUAGACCACAGGAUGGUUAUCGCAGCGACAGCUUUAACCACCAUCUCGUCCUUUUUCAUGGCUCAAAGUUGUCUCUUGGCUUCGUCCCGUGUGACCUAUGCAUAUUCCAGAGAUCGACUUUUUCCAUUUAGCAACUUGUGGAAACGCGUUUCCCCCUGGACCCAAACUCCAAUCUUGGCGGUGAUAUUGAACGUUGUCAUUGGCACUUUGUUGCUCUUGUUGUGUUUUGCUGGAGAGGUGGCCAUUUCUGCAGUCUUUUCCAUCGGGGCCCUUUCAGGUUUCUUGAGUUUCACCGUACCAAUCCUUUUGAAAGUCACUUAUGCGCAAAAGACAUUUGAGCCAGGUCCAUGGCAUUUGGGCAAAUUCUCGCAACCAAUUGGCUGGAUUGCGGUUGCCUUUGUAGCGUUGAUGAUCCCCAUCCUUUGCUUCCCAUAUGUGAAAGGUUCGGAAUUGACUCCAGAGAACAUGAACUGGACCAGCUUGAUCUUCGGUGGACCAAUGUUGAUUUUCACAAUUUAUUUCUUUGUUGAGGCGAAAAAGUGGUAUAUAGGACCACUAAGCAACAUCGACGAAGCGGAUAUCACGUAUGAAGUUAAUGAACAUGGCGAUGUGGAAGAGAAGGACCACAUUAUACCUGUUUAUGAAGGAAAAGAGGGCAGUCAAGAAGAACUGAACCUGAGCAUUUCCAACAAGAGGCUGAAAGAUAUAUAA
Molecule: messenger RNA, 1847 nt
Organism: Lodderomyces beijingensis
Lineage: Eukaryota; Fungi; Ascomycota; Pichiomycetes; Serinales; Debaryomycetaceae
Source: the annotation of a GenBank genome assembly